This is a messenger RNA of Castor canadensis (American beaver), 923 nucleotides long. NCBI's taxonomy places the organism in Eukaryota, Metazoa, Chordata, Mammalia, Rodentia, Castoridae. The record is from RefSeq and is a predicted model, not a curated record.
GUACUAGUCUUUGUUUCUUGCAGGAUGGGGGGAAAAUGAAAAUAAAUACAGGCUGGCUUGAAUUAUGUACUGUCUGAGAGUGAGUGCUUCCCUGUCUCCCUUAGCUGUUCAGGGCAACAAUGAAGUGUCCAUGUGGGACAUGGAGACUGGUGACAGAAGACUCACUCUGUGGGCCAGCAGUGCACCGCCGCUUUCCGAGCUACAGCCUUCUCCUCACAGUGUUCAUGGUAUCUACUGCAGUCCUGCAGAUGGAAAUCCUAUCCUGCUAACAGCUGGCUCAGACAUGAAAAUAAGGUUUUGGGACUUAGCUUAUCCAGAAAGGUCCUAUAUUGUGGCAGGAAGUACUAGCUCUCCAUCUGUGUCCUACUACAGGAAAAUAAUAGAAGGCACUGAAGUUGUCCAGGAAAUUCAGAAUAAGCAGAAGGUAGGAUCAAGUGAUGACACCCCUCGAAGGGGCUCAGAGUCUCUGCCUGUGGGACAUCACGACAUUAUCACAGAUGUUGCCACCUUCCAGACAACUCAGGGCUUCAUAGUGACUGCUUCUAGAGAUGGAAUUGUAAAGGUGUGGAAGUAAGCCUUGUAUAAAUUGUAAAAUACACUGUGGCUCAACAAAAAGAAUUUCUGGAGAACAAAAUUUUCAUAAUGUCUGUAGUAACUGUUUCAAGUCUAAAACCCACCCAGAGUGGUUAAGGAAGUUGACUUUACUACUUUAUUCAUGCGUGUCUCUGCAAGACAACACUCUGGGGUGGUUAGAAGUUAGAAAUGUAAAGUGAAUGUGAUCUCGGUUUUAAGUUAUUGUAAAGUUUUUGUUAUUAAAAAUUCUAUUCAAAGUAAACUAUAUUCAAGCAUUCCAAGAGGUUUUGUGUUGUGUUUUCAAAUAGUAAAUGUAAGGGAAGAAGCGCUCCAGCAAUCCCACUUCUGAA